AUGUACGCGGGUGGCUCGUCCCAAGAGGCUGAACACGGAGACGACCCUGACAGCAACGUGUACAACUCAAUCGACGAAGAUGACAUCGAGAACCAACAGCAGCCAGAUGCAGACAAAGAAGAUGGUGGACAACCAACUGAUGAAGAGAAAGGCACCAGACUACCCAGUAGGGUGAAGAAGGACGCCUGUGGCAUGCUUAAUAACCCAACCUACUCCUCUGGGGCACAAGUUAAAGAGACCAAAGUUGCCUGCUGGAAGAGAUUGCUGCGCCUGUCGUGUCCAGUGGGAGAGGCUCUAUCAAUCGACCACGCCAACUUUGGACGGACGACCACUUCAACCCACUGCCGCUGUACUACGUGCGACACCAACUGUCGCGGAGCCACCAGCCUGAAGGACAUGAAGGCCGCCUGUGAGGGUUCUCCGCAUUGCUCCGUGAAAGCAGUAACAGAGGUGUUCGGGGACCCCUGCCCCGGAACUCAGAAGUACUUGGAGGCAACAUACCACUGUGUUAAAGUGAGUCCUGUCACAGAGGAUCAGCUGCGGACACUAGUGACUAAGUACGCACCUAAAGUAUGGCUGGCGAAAGGCGAGAAGUACAACCCUUCCAGCAUCGACUUUCAUCUUCAGCACGUCAAAGUGUACGAUGGUCGCAGUGUAUACUCCAGCACGCCCUCUACCCUUCCCACAUGUACCGAGGCUUGUUACAUGAGCACCGCCCAACCCCUGCCGCAUGCCGAAGCCAAGUUGCCUUUCUUCAGGGGAGAGCAGAUCGGGCCCACCAGGCAACCCCCCGUGUACGCUGUUGUAAAGAGGGUCAAUGCGAUCACUACAGACAUCUUCUACUGGAUGUUCUUCCCGUACAACUUGGGAAAGAAAGUUUGCGUCGGAGUCACUAUUUUUGGAUGCAUCGGCAAGCAGCGGACAUUGGCGCAUCGUGUGAGUGACUGGGAACACAUGACAGUUCGUCUGGUGGGCAAAAAUCCAAGCAGCAUCUUUGUUGAUUCUCCAGAAGCAUCUGCAGGUAUAUACAACUGGGACGGCGCAUCACAGACUUACAGGAAGGGUGAAGACGUUGUACUGACUGAGGGGACACAUCCCAUUUUGUAUUCAGCUUACGGCCAUCACAAGCUGUGGCCCAGCUCUGGCACUCAAACAUUCGUGGCUCUGAUCAAAAAACUGAAGGACGAGACCAGUGCAGGUACGGCAUGGGACACGUGGAAGAACGUGCGCGUCACCAUGUACCAGCCAGACGGAGGUUACACCGGGAACUGGACAUGGAUGAACUUCAAGGGACGCUGGGGUAACAAAGAGGUUGGAUGUAAACUCCGGGUGCUCACCGGUCAGUGCACGCUCAACAAUGGGAUGUUCACUAUAACUCGCAUGGAGCAAAUGAAAACUGACGAGCUGGAUUAACAAGGUCAGGAAAUUAACAUAUAUUGAUUGAAUGAUACGAUAAAAUGCAGUACAUUUUGCUCAUGCAAAGAAAACCUUUGGA
Branchiostoma belcheri (Belcher's lancelet) is the source of this 1495-nucleotide messenger RNA. RefSeq names its product putative vacuolar protein sorting-associated protein TDA6. The coding region runs from base 1 to 1413 and encodes 470 amino acids. NCBI's taxonomy places the organism in Eukaryota, Metazoa, Chordata, Leptocardii, Amphioxiformes, Branchiostomatidae. The record is from RefSeq and is a predicted model, not a curated record. The transcript is spliced from 8 exons. Gene Ontology annotation, molecular function: carbohydrate binding.